Oncorhynchus tshawytscha (Chinook salmon) is the source of this 1783-nucleotide messenger RNA. Its product is annotated as fibroblast growth factor 3-like. The transcript is spliced from 3 exons. The record is from RefSeq and is a predicted model, not a curated record. Gene Ontology annotation, biological process: animal organ morphogenesis; positive regulation of protein phosphorylation; cell differentiation. NCBI's taxonomy places the organism in Eukaryota, Metazoa, Chordata, Actinopteri, Salmoniformes, Salmonidae. Gene Ontology annotation, cellular component: cytoplasm. Gene Ontology annotation, molecular function: growth factor activity; fibroblast growth factor receptor binding. The coding region runs from base 510 to 1277 and encodes 255 amino acids.
GAUGGCUCGCUCUUUGUGAUGCGGUUUUCCGCAAUAAGCCACUGUGUGUAAUGCUGUGUAAUUUUAUCCACGCUGCACUCUCUUGAUUCACGCAAGGCUGAUACCUUGCCUCCCCCUUUCCUUUGUAUCAAUUGGUCGGAGUUCAGGCUAUUGUCACUGGAAGGUUCUUUUAGAUCUGUGCACGCUGUCGAUCAGCGAAAUCUCACGAUAGGCUCCUUGUAGGAUCCAGAACUUUUUAUAAUCCACUGUAGGGAGAGCAAAGGAGACGAUAACCGCCAGGACGAGACCACACUGUUGUCAACGCACUGGCCCUAAUCGACCACCGCUUCACCAGAUCACUUCAGAUAAAGAGACGGCAGAGGAACACAUCUGCGUGCCAAUGUUUCGUGGGCAGGAUCAUUACGUUUUGCCACCACUACGGCAAAGGCAUACGCCAACUCUUUAAUGGGACCCCGGAGGCCAUUUCUAUCCAUUCUUGUCAGAAUCUUACGAUAUACAGCCAUGCCACAAUGGUUAUAAUUCAGUUCCUGUUGUUGCUGAGUUUCUUGGACCAAAGCAAGCAGGAUUAUCUGUCUCCGAGGCUUGCUAGGACUUCAGGGGCGCCUUGUGCCAGGGGCCAGGCGUGUGACCCAAGGCAGCGGAGAGAUGCUGGGGGACGCGGUGGAGUCUACGAGCACCUCGGAGGAGCACCAAGAUGCAGAAAACUUUACUGUGCAACUAAAUAUCAUUUGCAAAUACACCCAAGCGGGAAAAUAGACGGGUCUCUUGAGGAAAACAACCAAUUUAGCAUCAUGGAGAUCACAGCAGUGGAUGUUGGAGUGGUAGCGAUAAAGGGGAUAUUUUCCGGGAGGUAUCUGGCCAUGAAUGAUAAAGGACGUCUAUACGCCUCGGAUGUGUUCAACCAGGAGUGUGAGUUCCUGGAGCGGAUUCAUGAGCUGGGCUACAACACAUAUGCUUCACGACACCACUCCACCCUGCAGCCCCCUGCAGUGGGUGGCAGUGGCAAACGACGAGCCAGUGCCACGAGGCAGUGGUAUGUGUCCAUCAAUGGUAAAGGCCGGCCAAGGAGGGGCUUUAAGACACGCAGCACUGACAAAGCCUCCCUUUUCCUGCCUCGAGUGCUAGGCAAUAAGGACCAUGAGAUGGUGCGAAAGCUCCGUGACAGCCAGAGGCCUCCAGCUGGACAGCAGAGUCCCACUAUGGGCCGGGCUGAGCACCGGAGACGGAGACACCGGGCCCGUGGCAGAAAGGGCAGAACCAAGAGGCCUGGUGACUGACUGACACUCGCCACUGCCUGAGCAGUAGGCCCUAUUUCUCCGCUGAGGAGCACCAGUUCACGGCACAUGAAAAUGACCAAAAACAGACUUACUGAAAUAUCUGUUUUUAGAAGGAGAAAAUUUCACUUGGAUCAGUCAGUGGCAGCAAGCUAUACUUCAUUGUACAAGCUCCCGCCAUAAUCCUUGCUUGAGAUACAUGCAACUCGAACCAUCCCCCACAACUAUUGCAAUACCAACACAAGAUUUGCCUGGGAAUUCGAGUCAGGCACAUACAUCUAAAGUUAGAUCUACCACUACACAAGUAUGAAAGGAUGAUAGGUUUGGUGUUUGUUUUGUACAUACACGUGUGAAUGUGACUAAAGUCAACACAGCUGGAUAUCUUCUUACUGUCGUAUUACCUGGAAGAAGACAAGUUAUUUUUGUGUUCUUGUGGAACUUUUUAACGAUCAUAAUUUAAAAAUAUAUAUAUAUAUAUUUCACCUUUAUUUAACCAGGUAGGCUAGUUG